UUGUUAAAGAUCGCUCCGUUUUAUUUUCAGUCUUGACUCGAUUUUCAUUUUUAUUUGAAUUGUAGUCCAAAAAAAAUAUGAUUUGUUAAUUAAUUGGCGGGAAAAAAAAAAUUAAAGUUAAAAUGAUGAAAUUGAAAAUAAAAAAAAAAUUAAAAAGUCGAAACUGAGUGAUAAAAAAAUUUAGGAAGUGGAAGAUAAGAUACCGAUUUGGUGAGCGAUUGAGUUCUUUAGUAAAAUAGGGGAGUUGGUAUAUAUUUAUGUAUAUAUAUAUAUAUAAUAAUAAGUGAGAGAGUGGACGUGGGAGGGGAUGGAACGGUUGAUGAUGAUCUGGCUUUACUGGUGACUGGUGACUGGUAACUGGUGACUGGUGUGGAGCUACGGCAGUAGCUCUUGUGCAGCUGGACCAGCUGUAACGUGACAAUGCCAGUGACCGCGGGUAUGCGGGACAUUGUCGUCAGCUGAUCUAUUAAAUCUCAAUUGGAUCUGGAGAUUCCCGAGUUGGGGUUUUGUUUUAUAGAGUUCGAGCUUAGAUUGGUAGCAGGGUAAUUUUGUUGUGUUUUAAAAGUUGCCCUGAGGUUAGUUGGGGGCCGAUGUGAGUGCACAUGUGCGCGUGUGUGUUCGCGGGCGCGAAAAACGCAUUUAUAAUUAGUGGUAAGAGAUAAGUGGUGGGUUCGUUGUAACCAUGCCUGCUAGAAAAUACCGAAGGGAUACUAGUGAAGUGAGCUGUUGCCUCAAAUAUGUCAUCUUUGGAUUUAAUGUUUUGUUUUGGUGGCUGGGUCUCGGUAUAAUGGCAGUGGGAGUUUGGGCAUGGAAAGAAAAGGACACAUUCAGCAAUCUUUCCCGACUUACCAACAUCGCACUCGACCCGGCAUUUAUCCUCAUUCUAGUCGGUACAGUUACUUCUGUUAUUGGAUUUACGGGAUGUGUCGGUGCACUCAGGGAAAAUACUUGUCUUCUUGCAACAUACGCAAUAUUUUUGGGGACAUUACUGCUGGUAGAAAUGACAAUCGGAGUGCUGGGAUUUAUCUUCAAAGACUGGAUAAAAUCCCAAGCGACGGGAGGCUUUCAAGCAUUCAUAAUUCACUAUAGAGAUGAUCCUGAUCAACAAAAUCUUAUUGAUUGGAUUCAAGAAGACUGGCUUCAAUGCUGCGGCAUCGAAGGACCAAAGGACUGGGAUCGCAACAACUAUUUCAACUGCUCCUCGAGUGAGAUUGGUUCGAGUGAAGCCUGCGGUGUGCCUUUUAGUUGUUGCAAGCGGGAGGCCAACGAAAUCACUAAAAAUAAACAGUGUGGAUAUAACGUUAGGAAACCAGGAAAUCCCGGAGAGAGAAGUAUAUUUGAGCGAGGUUGCUUGAGGGCAGGCGAAGAGUGGCUAGAACUGAACCUCGUGCCCGUUGCCGGCACUAUCGUGAGCACUAUGGUGCUUCAGACUUCGGACGUUUCUAUUUUUGAAAAAGGAUGCAUACAAGCUGGCGAAGAGUGGAUGGAAAAAAAUUUACUUGUUAUUGCCACUAGCGCUAUUAUAACUGCGUUUGCUCAGAUAUUGGGAAUAUGUUUUGCGCAAAAUCUACGUGCUGACAUAUUUGCACAAAAAGCAAAGUGGCACUGACAAUCAAGAGCCCCCACGGCAGUCUAGCAUCUCAUACUCCUAGAUGCUGAUCGAUCGCGUUGAACAAACUCUCUACCAUAUAUAUAUAUAUAUAUAUAUAUAUAUAUAUAUAUAUAUACAUAUAUAUGGUUUGUGGUAUAAAGUCGCUAUUGCUACUACUAUUGCUGCUAUUAC
Messenger RNA from Microplitis mediator, 1783 nucleotides. It is a transcript of the gene Tsp26A, whose product is annotated as tetraspanin-17. The transcript is spliced from 10 exons. Gene Ontology annotation, cellular component: membrane. NCBI's taxonomy places the organism in Eukaryota, Metazoa, Arthropoda, Insecta, Hymenoptera, Braconidae. Gene Ontology annotation, biological process: protein maturation; protein localization to plasma membrane. The coding region runs from base 683 to 1609 and encodes 308 amino acids. The record is from RefSeq and is a predicted model, not a curated record.